Molecule: messenger RNA, 828 nt
Organism: Colletotrichum karsti
Lineage: Eukaryota; Fungi; Ascomycota; Sordariomycetes; Glomerellales; Glomerellaceae
Product: tRNA intron endonuclease
Exons: 1
Coding region: 1-828 (275 amino acids)
Biological process (GO): tRNA-type intron splice site recognition and cleavage; tRNA splicing, via endonucleolytic cleavage and ligation
Cellular component (GO): tRNA-intron endonuclease complex
Molecular function (GO): tRNA-intron lyase activity; nucleic acid binding
Source: RefSeq, a predicted model, not a curated record
AUGGCGUCUGAGGCAUCUCAUGCGCCUGUGCGCAUCUCCAAGAUUGCGGAUCGUUACCUCGUCUUCGACGCUGAAGAUGUGGCCGUGAUCCGACGCAGUCACAAUAUGUGCUCGGUGCUAGUGGGCACCACGCCUCAGAACCCAACCCAGAAUGUGUUUCUCAGCUUACCUCUGGAGUUGCUGCCCGAAGAAGCGAGUGUGUUGGUCGAGAAGAAGGUAGGCCGUCUAGUCGACGAGACGUCGCAUCACCUAUCUACCCUGCGGUCCACGGACAAGAGCACCCGUCAGGAGUAUAUCGGUCUUCUGAAGGACCGUCGGAACCAGGCACAGAAACUAGUGUCUGAAGAGCAGGCCAAGAAGGUUACGGAGCAGGCGCGCAGAGCUGCUGAUGCCAAGUCGACAAGUGCCACGAAGUUGGGCGACCAAGGGCCCGCCACAACGUCGACACAGGACAAGUCGUUAACCGUGACCCUCACCACCAGCGGUGGCCUAGAGUCUUCAGCGACAGAGACCAUGCCGGUCCUGCCUCAGCCUCCUCUCGGCCCGCUCCAUCAGCACUUGCAGUCAAAGGGAUACUUCAUGACGCCCGGUCUCCGGUUUGGUGCCGACUACAGCGUUUAUCCAGGUGAUCCGUUACGCUACCACGCUCACUUCCUCGCCACGAAUUACGAAUGGGAUGAGAAGAUUCCGAUGCUCGAUGUCGUGGGCAGCGGUCGCCUCGGUACUUCGGUCAAGAAGGGUUUUUUGCUCGGUGGCGAGGUUGCUGCUGCCGAGGAUGCUACGACAAAAGAGGUUCGCACAUUUUGCGUUGAGUGGGCUGGGAUGUGA